Molecule: messenger RNA, 3341 nt
Organism: Asparagus officinalis (garden asparagus)
Lineage: Eukaryota; Viridiplantae; Streptophyta; Magnoliopsida; Asparagales; Asparagaceae
Product: probably inactive leucine-rich repeat receptor-like protein kinase At3g28040
Exons: 2
Coding region: 154-3174 (1006 amino acids)
Biological process (GO): protein phosphorylation
Cellular component (GO): plasma membrane
Molecular function (GO): protein kinase activity; protein binding; ATP binding
Source: RefSeq, a predicted model, not a curated record
UAAUUUCUUCACUCCAUCCAGCUCUCUUUACAGUAUCGCGCAACGUGACUCUCCAUCUCUCUCUCUCUCUCUCUCUCUCUCUCUCACAAAAGCUAUCAAUGGCCAACCAAAACCAUCAUCAAUAACAAAAACCCCAGAAAAAAAUACUGCUAAAUGUACAUGGACAAAAUGAGAAUUGUCUGCCUCUUCAUCUUCAUCCUCUUCUUUUCCACAGUGCUCUCUGAGGACUUCUUUGCUGCUCUUAACGACGAAGUCCUCGGCCUCAUCGCCUUCAAAUCCUCUGUCGAAGAUCCAACCUCAGCUCUUUCCUCAUGGACUGCCUCUGACGCAAGCCCGUGCUCGUGGCAUCACGUCGAAUGCGACCCUUCAACAUCCCGCGUUGUUCGCCUCUCUCUCGAAUCCCUCUCCCUUUCUGGUGGUCCUCCUCUCUUCCGUGGCCUCGACAAGCUUCAAUCUCUUCAGUCUCUCUUCAUCAGCAGCAACAAUCUCUCUGGCUCUAUGUCUACUGGACUCUCACUAUUGCGUAGCCUCAGAGUUCUUGAUUUUUCCAAUAACCUCUUGUCUGGGUCCGUUCCUGAUGAUCUUGGUCGCAUUCCUACACUCAGGUCACUCGAUCUUAGCGGAAACUUGCUCUCUGGGCCGAUUCCGGAGUCCCUGUUCUCUUCAUCAGCUUGCUCUUCUCUUCGAUUCCUUUCGAUGUCGAACAACCAGUUUCUUGGACGUAUUCCUUCCUCGAUGUCGCAAUGCAGGUUCUUGCUUCAUUUGAAUCUCUCGAACAAUAGGCUUUCUGGGUCACCAGAUUUUGCCAGAGUAAUCUGGCCGUUGACAAGGCUGAGAGUUCUUGAUUUGUCAAACAAUUCACUGUCUGGACCAGUCCCUGAAGGGAUUGCCAGUGUGCAUAAUCUGAAAGUUAUUCACUUGAAUGGAAAUCGAUUCGCAGGGCCAAUUCCAAUUGGCAUUGGCCUCUGUCCUCAUCUUUACAGCGUCGACCUUAGCAGAAACAUGUUCGACGGAGCUAUUCCUUAUACAAUGCGGUCGCUUUUCUCUUUGUCCUUCUUGAGUUUGUCAAUGAACAAGUUCUCUGGCCAUUUACCCUCUUGGAUUGGCAAUCUUAGCUCGCUCAAACACUUGGACUUGUCAGGCAACAAGCUUGUUGGUCCAAUGCCUGAUUCAUUAAAGGGGCUAAAAGAUUUGAACAAUUUGAGUUUGGAAAAUAAUUUCCUCACUGGGAUAAUUCCCGAAUCAAUAUCUGAAUGUACUAAACUUAAAGAGAUCCGGUUGAAGGCGAACCAGCUGAACGGGAGUAUUCCACAUAGCUUAUUUGACCUAGAACUUGAAUUUCUGGACUUGUCAUCAAACAAUCUCACUGGAGCAGUUCCUGCAGUUUCGAGCAAACUGGCAAGCAAUGUUCGAUGGCUUGAUUUGUCUAACAAUAGGCUAACGGGUGGAAUUCCGUCAGAGAUGGCACUGUUCUUCAAUUUAAAUUACCUGAAUCUUUCAUGGAAUGGCCUAUGGUCUCAGCUGCCUCCAGAGCUAGGAUCCUUUAGGAACUUAUCGGUAUUGGAUCUUCGCGAUAACAAAUUCUUUGGUGUUAUACCAGGAGAUCUUUGUGAAUCUGGGAGCCUGUCAGUCCUUCAGUUGGAUGGUAAUUUAUUGAAUGGUCAUAUACCUAAUGAGAUUGGGAAUUGCUCCUCUCUCUACUUGCUGAGCUUAUCACAUAAUGAACUGAGCGGCCCGAUUCCUGCAGAAAUGUCCCAGCUGAAGAAGCUAGAAAUCCUCAAGUUGGAGUUCAACAACUUGACGGGAGAAAUCCCUCAACAGCUCGGAACACUUGAAAAUCUACUUGCUGUCAACAUUUCGCAUAAUCAGCUCAUCGGUAGGCUCCCUAUGGGUGGCAUCUUCAAAAGCUUAGAUCGAACUGCAAUUGGAGGAAAUUUAGGCAUCUGCUCUCCCCUCGUCGCUGAGCCCUGUAGGAUGAAUGUCCCAAAACCAUUAGUCCUUGAUCCGAAUGCUUACAUCAACGGUGAUAAUAACAACAUAGUUAACACGAAUCGCCCGAUGUCACCUAGGCAUAGGAGGUUCUUUAGUGUGUCGACCAUUGUUGCGAUUUCCGCUGCUUUGUUGAUAGUCUUCGGGGUUUUAGUUGUGAGUCUGCUCAAUAUUUCUGCCCGACGAAGGAUUGGGCUAUUGGAGAAUGCACUAGAAAGCAUCUGCUCAAGCUCGACGAAAUCAAGCAGUCCUGCAAUUGGUAAGACUGUGUUGUUUGGCUCCAGAAGCAAUCUGAAGUCAGAAGAUUUGGUCAGUGCUGAAUCGUUACUUAACAAAGCAGUCGAAAUUGGAAGAGGCGCAUUUGGGACUGUCUACAAAUCAUUGAUAGCUGAAGGAAGGAUCGUUGCAAUCAAGAAGUUGUUAACCCCGAACAUAGUUCCUUACCACGAAGAUUUUGAUAGAGAAGUUCGAGUUCUAGCAAAAGCAAGGCAUCCCAAUGUCAUGCCGGUCAAAGGCUACUACUGGACUCCUCAACUCCAGCUACUACUAUCAGAUUAUGCCCACAAUGGAAGUCUACAAUCAAGACUGUACAAGUCAGAUAAUCCUCUUCCAUGGCCUAAUCGGUUCAAAAUCGUGCUAGGAAUGGCAAAAGGGCUAGCUUACCUUCACCAAUCCUUCCGUCCUUCGAUCAUACACUACAAUGUCAAGCCAAGCAACAUCCUUCUUGAUUCAAAUGACAAUCCAAUGGUUUCAGACUUCGGGCUAGCCAAAUUGUUACCGAAGCUUGACAAGCACAUAAUGAGCAGUCGAUUUCAGACUGCAGUUGGCUACGUCGCGCCCGAGCUAGCAUGCCAAAGCCUGAGAAUCAACGAGAAAUGUGAUGUUUAUGCAUACGGUGUAGUUGUUCUUGAAUUGGUGACUGGAAAGAAACCUGUAGUCUAUGGGGAGGAUGAUGUUGUGAUAUUGAUCGAUAUGGUGAGAUUGAUGCUGGAGCAAGGGAAUGUGUUGGAUUGCGUCGAUGAAAUGAUGGGGGACUUUCCGGAGGAGGAAGUGCUGCCGGUGCUGAAGCUGGGGUUGGUGUGCGCGUCACAGAUACCAUCGAGUAGGCCCACGAUGGCUGAGGUUGUGCAGAUAUUGCAGGUUAUUAAGACUCCUGUGGCUUUGGAGGGAAUGGAAGGAUUUUGAUUCUUGAUUAGUUUUCGGCGGUGUAGUACUGUUUGUUUCUUUUAUUUGGCUUGAAAUUGUAUGAAUUGUUGCUUAGCUUGGUGGCUAUGGGGCACCUGUGGCUUGAUGCAUAUCUCUUUGUUGCUGGUUAGAUGGCUUCCAUUACUCAAUAACUCCUGCUCUGUUCA